This is a messenger RNA of Amphimedon queenslandica, 375 nucleotides long. Its product is annotated as protein CEBPZOS-like. The transcript has 3 exons. Bases 35 to 271 code for a protein of 78 amino acids. Lineage: Eukaryota; Metazoa; Porifera; Demospongiae; Haplosclerida; Niphatidae. The record is from RefSeq and is a predicted model, not a curated record.
GGCCAGUUAUUAGUAUCAAGUUAUAAAACUGAAGAUGCCACUGACAAGAAUUGGGAGAUGGACUGUGUUGUAUGGUAUCGUGGCCUUAGAGGUAGCAGCCAUUACUGGAACAUACUAUGUGUGGCACAACAUGAACACCAGCCAAAGCUAUAGAAAGAAAAUGUACGAAAAGCAUCCACUUGUAUUAGAAGCAUUUUAUAAGUCGUGCAGUGCAGUUGGGAUAGUAGGAGUAAAGGAACAUGAUAUGGAGGAAUGGAAGAAAAAUCAAUAAAAGAUCCAGAAAUAAUCAUAAAUUAUUAUUUACUAAAUAUUGUGAUGUAAACAUUGUGACAGAAAUGCAUCAUGACAGUAAAUGAGAUCAAAAUUAAAUGAAAA